Molecule: messenger RNA, 816 nt
Organism: Phytophthora nicotianae INRA-310
Lineage: Eukaryota; Oomycota; Peronosporomycetes; Peronosporales; Peronosporaceae
Exons: 1
Coding region: 254-703 (149 amino acids)
Source: RefSeq, a predicted model, not a curated record
CGGUAUCGUGCGAAGCACAACAGCAAAACGAGCGUGUUGGACUCUCUAAACGGGAAGUUACUACCCUCUCGUUCCGACGGCUGGAGGCUAGCGCAUCUGACGGCACCAUCCGAUGUUGACGCUCAUUGACUGGUCCGCUUGUGGCACCGGCACUACGCUCCAAUUGCUGUUCGAUGUAUGAAUGGAGAUCGCUCACUCUUCAAUCUGCCAAGCGGCGUAUCCUCCCACUUAACAAUAUUUAUCAAGAGUGACCAUGCGCCUGCACAGUGUCCUGAUGAUGGUUGCUGCGACUCUUGCUAUCGUAAACGGCGGUGUCUCUGCAGCAGAAAGCACCAACCUCCGUAACUUGGAAGCAACAACUCCGGUCAGCUCCAUUAAUACCGUCCAGACACAAACCAGAAGCAAACGAAUGCUUCGCGGCGAUGACACGGCUAUCGGCGAGAAUGGGCACGUCUAUUACUACCCAGCCAAGAAAGGAGCACGAAAACCGUUCAUCGAGGUCAGACUCAAGAAGGCCUUGUCAAACCCCAAGAAAGUCAACCGAUUGUACACCCAGUGGCAUACGAGUGGGUAUUCUGCCAAGCGAGUCGCCAAGGAACUGAAUCAGAGCGAAAACAGAGAGCUCAAUGAGACCUAUACGAACAUUGCUCAGGGCUACGCGGCAUUUCUCAAGGGCAAGCAGUCUCAGCAGCAGAUGCUGUGAGAGCUGAAUUUGACUUUAAAGUUAUAGUUUUGAGCAGAGGUUACCCAUUGGAAAGUAACUCGACGUGUGAAUGCGGAAUAAAUAGAAUAUUAUUAUUUUUAAUUUGAAUGCGU